Messenger RNA from Fundulus heteroclitus (mummichog), 3937 nucleotides. It is a transcript of the gene evla, whose product is annotated as Enah/Vasp-like a. The coding region runs from base 524 to 2626 and encodes 700 amino acids. Gene Ontology annotation, molecular function: profilin binding; SH3 domain binding; actin binding. The record is from RefSeq and is a predicted model, not a curated record. Gene Ontology annotation, cellular component: cytoskeleton. Gene Ontology annotation, biological process: actin polymerization or depolymerization; positive regulation of actin filament polymerization; protein homotetramerization. NCBI's taxonomy places the organism in Eukaryota, Metazoa, Chordata, Actinopteri, Cyprinodontiformes, Fundulidae. The transcript is spliced from 14 exons.
GCGUGUUGCUGCUCAGUAUGUCUGUGCCGGAAUAAUUUAAUGGACGGUUGACUUGCUGUGUUUCGGAAUGGAGUCGCCUUCGAGCGUUUUCACAUUUCCACGCUGUGGACCGGCACAUGUUUAAUCCCUCCUGUUUCCUAAAAGGGCUAACAUGUAAUUUCCAUCCUGUGGAAGUCAUUCCUCGGAGGCUGGAAGAGGUGACUGGUCUGCAGAGAUCACAUGCUCUCCCCUGUGUUCCCUUUCCUUCUCCUUAGCAGCGCUCUUCAUCUCCCUUGCCUUCCCUUUCCCUCCUACUCUUUCUCUCUCUCUCUCUCUCUGUGCCUCAUGCUUUGCUGGCGUGGUGGUUUCUGAAAAAAGAAAAAAAAAACAGUUUUUGAGGAUGUGAAAAGGGGAAAGACUGAGUGCGCUCCAGCAUGUGUAGCUCUGCAUCCUCUCAGACCAACACGUCCCCCUCUCCUUCAUAAUCUUCCCCUUUUACACCCCUUCUCAUCCCUUCCUCGAGGAUCGCUUCUUCUCCGACGACAUGUAUUCCCUGGACGAUUUCGGCGAGCAGAGCAUCUGCCAGGCGCGGGCCUCUGUGAUGGUCUACGAUGACGCCAGUAAGAAGUGGGUGCCCAUCAAGCCGGGGCAGCAGGGCUUCAGCCGCAUUAACAUCUACCACAACACUGCCAACAACACCUUCAGAGUGGUGGGAGUCAAACUACAGGACCAGCAGGUGGUUAUCAACUACUCCAUAGUGAAGGGUCUGAAGUACAACCAGGCCACUCCAACCUUCCAUCAGUGGCGGGAUGCUCGGCAGGUCUACGGGCUGAACUUUGCCAGUAAGGAGGAGGCCACCACCUUCUCCAACGCCAUGCUGUUCGCCCUCAAUGUCCUCAGCUCGCCAGACAGUGGAGGUCCUGUAGUUCAGCGCCAAAAUGGUCCCUCCUCAGAAGACAACGAAGCACAGAGGAGGAUGAUGGAGCAGCAUCAGAUGCAGGCGCACAAGGAGAGGGAGCGGCGGACGUCAGGAUCAGUCGUUUCCACCCUCCAGUAUAAAGUGUCCACCCCACCCACCCACCCAGACACUCCUCCAGAGUACAGACAGUUCAGGGCUAGCACACUGCCGCCCUCCUACGUCCGCGUGGCCUCCUCCUCCUCCUCUCCUCCCUCCUCCAUGUCUCCCUCUCAGGAGAAGGAGGCGGGGGGCGCUAGGGACAAGGCCCAGCUCUCCUCCCAGCUCUCCACCUCACUGGCCUCGGCCUUUUCCCCGGUCCAGACAGGAGUGAACACCCAGGGCCGACAGGUCCGCCAGAUCCCCCUGUCCCCCCCCACGGCAGCCCGCCACCUACAGCAGCAGCAGCAGCAGCAGCAGGACAUCCAUCUCCCCCCCAAACACGGCACCUGGUCUGCCUCCCACAUGCAGCAGAUGUACCCCCAGCCCUCCUCGUCCCCUCCAGUAAUGAUGGCCAUGCCUGUAAAGCAGGGUUUGCCCCCUCAGCCAGUCCUCCCCGUAGCUCACCCCCUCCCGCCUGUCAGGGAUGUCAGGAUGAAGCCCCCUCCCCUCGAACCCCCCGCUGCGGGGGGCCACCACCAGUACCCCCAGCAGCCGCCCCACCCUCACUCCAACGGCCAGCCAGACGACUCCUACUCUCCUCUUUCUCAGCAUCUCCCGCUCACCCCGCAGUACUGCGAGGCCAUCCCCCUCCCUCCCCUGAUAGGUCAGCCAGCACCUGGCCCCGCCCCCAACCACCAGCCUCAGAACCAAUUAACCUUCCACUCUCAGCAGCAGCUCCACCAACACCACCAGCAGCAGCAGCAGCACCACCACCACCACCAGCAGCAGCACCAGCAGAACCAGCAGGCCCAGACCCCCACCACUGUCACCUCAUCCUCCUCUUCCUCCUCGCCCCCCUCUUACACUGCCAUGUCUGACGGGGGCUCUCCCAAGAAGACCCCCUCCCCUGUCCCCCAGCCGGCCUCUGCGGCCAGCAGCAGCGGCCCCGUCUCUGCAGGUCACCCGGCCAUGCUGUCCGUGGCCCCGCCUCCAGCUGCAGCUCCGGCACCCAUGGCUGGUCCUCCAGCUCCGCCGCCACCACCGGGUCCACCCCCUCCCAUGGCAGUGCCUCCGCCCAUGCCCCCUCCUUUGCCCACCGGUGGAGGGCCUCCCGGGGGCCCGCCCGGGGUCCAGCCUUCAGGACUUGCUGCAGCUCUGGCUGGAGCCAAGCUACGGAAAGUUCACAGGGAUGAGAGCAGCCCGCCCGGCUCUGGGGGUAAAUGCGACUCCAACCGGUCGAGUGGGGGCAGCGGCGGCGGAGGAGAGGGUCUUAUGCAGGAGAUGAAUGCCUUACUAGCUCGCAGACGAAAAGCUUCAGAGAAACCGGAUGAAGAUGAUUCAAGCGGUCGAGGUCCGGGUCAGCAGAACUCAACAGAUGCUUUGAAGAAGCCCUGGGAGCGGUCCAACUCGGCAGAUAAGUCCUCGCUGGUGUCCAGAGUGAGGCCUAUCGGCAGCACCAGCGAAGCCGACACCGAAUUUGACAGGAUGAAACAGGAGAUUCUGGAUGAGGUCGUGCGCGAGUUGCACAAAGUGAAAGAUGAAAUCAUUAAUGCCAUCAGACACGAAAUCGGCAGAAUCAGUACCUCCUAAUCUCAUGCGAGCGAGCCGGAAGGAGGAGCGGGAGGCGGGAGCGGCGGGAGGUGGACGGACACGCAGAUGCACAGACACGAGGACCAGGGAAUGUUCUCUCAAUGUUUCUGUGACCUCGCGACGCCACGGGGCAAGUUGCAGAGACGUUGUGCCAACAUUUAAGUCUGCUGGACAGCAAAACGGAAAUAGGAAAGCGGGGAUUUUUAUGAAGGAAGCUGAGAGACUAAAGCUCUGAUUAAUUUAAGGAAAGGUGGAAAGACGUGGACUUAAAGUUGAAAAAGAAGAGACAUUUGUACUGAGUUUGGUGUUGUGGUCCUCUCUGUGCACCUAGACUCAGUCAGCCCAGUGUUGCAGCUUUUUUUUUUUUUGUUUCUGUUCUCCGUUGAGUCUUAUGAAGAAAAUAUUUUUUUUUUUGUUUUCUAAGUUUUUACUGUUUUAUUAUUUAAACCUGUGGUGAUAAUGACGACGAUGCUGUUGACGACGGUGAGUGUUACAUGGUAUUAGAGAAGGACAAAGGAAUCUUGCACACCAUUUCUGUCAGCUUUUUACAUUUUCUAUGGUCGCUUUUGGUUCGGUUUCUCCCUGAACAUUUCAUGAGAUCAAGCACAAUAAUGGGGACAGCUGCCGACGCAGACCCACGUGCCCCUCAAAUGGCAUAUUUAAAACAAAAACAAAAAAGGAAAACUUUUAUAACAUUGCUCAUUCUGGUGUUGUAUGUCUAACAUUUCCUCCACAUAGAUGAAAAUUACCUCCUGUCUCUCCUAUCUGAGGCAGAAAAUGUUUUUUUUUCAGCGUUAUUAAUCGAAGCGGAGUCCGCAUACGGCUCCGGUGUGACUGAGAAACACGUUGGGGAUCGUUCAUAAAACAGGCCGACGAGUGUAAAUGUGCCGCCCUGUUUUACUUCCCUGCAUAUGGAACCGUGUCUUCUCUAUUAGUCAUCCUAUGCUUUGUGAACCUCCCAGUAUGCAUGACCCUCCCUCUCCGUCUCUAUUUGUUUUCUAUUCGGUUCAAAACUUAAUUAAAAAUCUAUAUAAACGGUGGUACAUUUAUUAUAGUGGUUUGUUUCUACAACGGUUCCCCUCCCCCCCCUGUUCUGUAGAUGAGAUGUUUGAACGUGGUGAUGUGGGGUAAAAGUCGAGCUCGGUGUGUAGGUUUUAUCUGGAGACGAAUGUCCUGAGGAGGGUUGACGGCGACGGCGGUUUAACAUGUUUCUGCAGGAUGGAUUUGGAGAAAUACCAGCUGUUGAAUUCUGUCCACUCUCCACUCGUUCUGAUUUAAAAGCUGGAAGUAAAUUUAUUCAAACAAAAUCAA